ACACACACACACACACACACAGACAGACAGACAGACAGACAGACAGACAGACAGACAGACAGACAGCCCUGGGUUUCCAUGCUACAUUCUCUGGUUAUUUCCUGUAUUUCUUUUAAUAUUGUACAAGAAACUAUAAAGAUGUUUGUGGUUGGAGCUAAUAGACCAUGUGACCUGUAGAGAAUCUGAUUGGAUGGGAACUUUAAACAGCUCCUGGCCAUGUUGGCUGCUGACCAGUAAAGUUAAUUUCGUUCCACUCUGAUGUUUUCUAGUUGUACUUUACAAUAGUUCAACCAAUGGUUGCUGUUUUUAAUGUUUUUUAAUCUUUUUUUCAUGGUUUUUUUGCUCGAAGCCUGUGUUGUGCCUCGAAGUCUGUGUUGUUUUUACUGACAAUAAAGUUUCAGCGUAUUGAAUGCAGCCUGUUAAUCCGUGAGAUUAGCCCCUGUUAGCGGUUAGCAGAUUAGCUGUGUGCUGUUAAUCCGUCCCAUGCUGCAGCUGCUCUUCAUCAGUCAACAUGUUGGACACAAGGAACACGCUGCUGCUCUCAGCGCUGCUGGUUCUGUCGGUGUCGGUGUCGGCCUUCGUGGAGGAACUCGAUAAUACCUUCCUGAAGACUAAAGGAGACGAUGAAAUCUGGCUCAUCGAGUUUUACGCCCCCUGGUGUACGGUCUGUGAACAGCUGGAUCCCGUUUGGCAUCAGAUCGGAUCAGAAUUCAAAAGUCUCGGCUCGCCGGUCAACGUCGGCAAAACAGACGCCAUGGAGAACAGCGAUUUGUCUAAAGAGUUCAAGAUCCGAAAUAUUCCCACCAUCAUCAUGUGA
Molecule: messenger RNA, 817 nt
Organism: Perca flavescens (yellow perch)
Lineage: Eukaryota; Metazoa; Chordata; Actinopteri; Perciformes; Percidae
Product: protein disulfide-isomerase TMX3-like
Exons: 5
Coding region: 512-817 (101 amino acids)
Cellular component (GO): cell surface; endoplasmic reticulum
Source: RefSeq, a predicted model, not a curated record